GAACAGAUUAAACAUCAUUUAUUAGCCAUUUAUUGGCCUUUUAUUGUAACUGUUGCCAUCUCGGCCCCAGCUGGGGUAACAUUACACCUUGGCCAGAAACUGCUUCACUUCUAUUACAAUUCAAUUACAAGGCUGUCAAGGCGAGGUGGCACAUGUGACAAAAAAUCAAACUAUGUGCUGGUCAAACAAAUGAGACCACACCCUCGGCUUUCACCAAGCAAGACAUGAGCAAAAUUGACACAUUUCACACAUGAUGCCACCCAGCUAAGGUGAGCAGAAUGAAAACAACGAAGCAAGUGGUGCUCCAUCCCUCGGCUAAACUGCACAACACCAGGAAUCACCUCUGCUACACCAUCGGCCAUAUCACCGUCGGUCAUACUUACAAGUCUUCGGCCAAUCCACACUGUCACCUUGCGGCACGGGAAGCCUUAGUGGAUCCCUUCGGCAAGACGGUGGAGCAGCCCGGAUCUAAAGGAAUUGCCACCACUUUGGCCGGCAUGACACCUCGAACUAUCACCGGUCAAACACCGGAUGCCCCCACCAUCCACGGCACCUCCCUCAGCCCGGGGACCAACUUCGGCGAAGGAAAUCUCCUCGUCCAUUUUUUUUGAAGUCAACAACAGUCCACAUGUCGCCCAAGUAUUACUGAAGCAGCUCUAAAAAUAGCCCCUCGUCUCCAUCAGGUGGUCACCAACGUCCAGGUACCCUUCCUCGGCUAGGUCUGACAAUAGAAAAGCAAGCAAGAUGCACGGUUCAUUAUCCAUCGGCCAAGAUCACAAUCCAUAAGGCUGAUGAGGGACUUACGUCUGCCAAAAUUCGCAUAGCAUCCCUCAUCCAAGUGGGGAACCCCUGGCUACCCCUCGGCCAAACAUGAACAGAGGAGAGAACAACACACCCUCGGCCAGUCCAACACCAUCAGCCAAAAGGGUGUCACCGGCCAACAGUGCGGACACAUCGGCCAAAAUCACAAGUCGUGGAGGCCUCCAUCGGCUAGAAGUGCACUAUCGGCGGAAAAGUUGCACCUCCUUCGUCUAGGGUCACCCGUCUACCCCCGGUGAAGUCUCACAUUGGCCAUAACAGGGUCAGCCCGUCCAAACAUCACGCUCCGGCCAGGGCCGAAAGUUACCUAAAUGUCUGCCAUCAGUGUCUGGGCACCGGCACUACCUCAGUGGAACGGCAGCCCAUCGGCCACACACGCAUUGGCCUGAACAAAGCCGAUGCGUCCAAGCACGAUAGGAAGGCGUCGACAACCUGAAAAUCGCCCUCUGCCACGCCCAAAGCAUCUCCCAAUCCAGAAAGGCUCCUCCCUGACGACCGUCACUUCGCUCUAGGAUAGCCUCAUCGGCGAUUGCAAUAGGCGAAAGUCCCCAUGGCCUCUAGCAACGAUGAGCGGUUUCUCUCUCAGCGGCAGCAACGGACGCAUCCUCUUCGUAUCUCCCAAUCCUCAUCGCAGCAAGUUCUGCGGCUGGAAUUAAAGGCCACCGAGCCAAGGCUAAAUUGAAUUGGUGGGCCAGCAGUAUCCAGUCCAACAAAAAGGGUCCAGGAUGCCGGAAUUUUAACCAAUAGCCAAAAUCAUGGUGCGAAUAAGAGCCAAGUAUCCUAAAACACUUCUCUACUUAGUGCAUUAAAUAUGGAGCCAAAUAGUUUUACUACUAUUAUUAUUAUCUCUACCUUCUAGUCGGUUAAAAUCCCCAAAGUGGUGCAAACCGAGCUCUAGUCUACCGAACAUCUUUAUUUGAUGAUUUAGAUUAUAAUUAGGUCCCUCGACUUACCCCGAUCACCUUUAUUUGGUGACUCGGGCAUCUAAAAAUGAGAGCCGCUAUCGGCCACACACGGCAUUAUGCCUAAAAGUGGUAAACGAUACACCUCAAUCUCCGAGCCGCUAAUCGUGUCG
Messenger RNA from Cuscuta europaea, 1894 nucleotides. Lineage: Eukaryota; Viridiplantae; Streptophyta; Magnoliopsida; Solanales; Convolvulaceae. The record is from the annotation of a GenBank genome assembly.